AUGGGUAAAUUCAGCAGCCAAAAGAAUGUUGAACGAAGCGAUCACGGAAUUGACCUGCUUCCUCUGGCAGCCCAGCUGCCAUGGGCCACUGGCAUUCGCUCAUGUCGACAAUCAAAAUACUGGGAACUAUGCCUCGAUACAACACGUACGCUCCUCGAGCACUUUGCAGCUGACCCAUCAGCCGCGAAAGUAUUUCGGUCGGGAGUGUCACUCGCGGAGAUGUCGCGCCAGGAGCUUGGUAAAAAGAUGGAGGAUGGCUGGGUCAAGUUUGCGCCCUACUUCUUUUCCGAUAGCGACCCAAAACGCAUGCGGAUUUUGGCUGUGCUUAUGGUUUUCAUCUUUAUAUUUGAUGAAUUUUGGGAGAUGCAUGAUGCCAGCUCGUUCAAUAUUGUGUAUGAGCAGUUUAUUGUUCGUAUGAAGUCAGGGUUCACACCUCCAGUAGAAGACAGGACCCCACUGUUGCUGCUAAUCGACCAGAUAAUGGCAGAAAUCAAGGAGUUGGAUAAUGCUUCUGGUCACUUGGCUGGUCGCUUGAUGUUGGACGAGAUGGUAGCUUUCUUUUCGCGGCCACCUCCUUCGAAAGCAUACGAAAACAUGGAAGACUUCUUGUUGUAUCGACACAAGGACGCAGCAAUAGAUUUUGUCCUGGCAUGUACCGCGUUCAGCCUCGAUUUCCCCAUCGACAUCAGAAGUCCGAAGUUAGCGAGAUACUACCGUCUUGUGAAGGAUCAUGUCUCAAUUGCGAAUGAUCUGGGAUCCUGGGCCAAAGAAAAGCGCGCCUAUGACAGAGGGCAAGUUUUAUAUCUGAUCAAUACAGUAGACGCCAUCAAGAAUUUUCUGAGAUUGGAGACGGAAAAUGCAGCAAUUGCGAUGGCGUAUGCCCUUCAACUGCAGGUCGAGACGCAGAUUGAUGAUGAGAUCGAGUAUCUUAUUGCCGAAGACUCCCUCACAGACAAUGAGUGGCGCUUUAUCGAUGCCACAUUACUUGUGCUGAGUGGCAACGUUAUGGCAUCUAUUGUCAUGUCGCGAUAUGGAGGGGAGGAGAACAGGCUGAUGAAGGAUGCUAGUUGA
Molecule: messenger RNA, 1071 nt
Organism: Penicillium vulpinum
Lineage: Eukaryota; Fungi; Ascomycota; Eurotiomycetes; Eurotiales; Aspergillaceae
Product: terpene synthase family protein
Exons: 4
Coding region: 1-1071 (356 amino acids)
Source: RefSeq, a predicted model, not a curated record